ACCUCUAUGUACAGCAAGCUUUGCAUCUCAGAGUUGGCAACUUUGCAUCAUCAUUCGAAGGAAAGAGAAAAGAUGAUCAAAAUACAGUUCUCAAUGAUGUACAUCAAUGGCAAAAUUUCCUAGGAGACAGGGUAACCCAUUGACGAGCCCCCCAACUGGAUACGUAUUGGCUAUUGCCCAUCCUUUUGAUUUUUUGCUUUCAGAAUUUCAAUGCUCAUUCAAGGAACCUUAAUUGCAUUAUCCUCGUAUAAAUAAAUGUUGCAGGCAACCCUUAUCUAAACCUACCAUUAUCUCUUUCAACUGGAAAAUGAAAAUAAAAAUGGCAAAAAGCUUCUUCUUCUUGAUCUUGGCUUUGCUUCUGCUAACCACAGCACAAAACAGACCACUGUCAACCACAAAUCGGCAACAAGCUGAUGACCCUCAGAUGCCAUUUUCUUCACCGGAAUCGAGUUUCACUGAUGAUGAUGAGUGCAAAGGUUUGAAUGGUGAAGAAUGUCUGAUUAAAAGGUCCUUGAUUGCUCAUACUGAUUAUAUUUACACCCAAAGAAACGUUGGACCAUGAUUUUUUUUUUAUGUUUCCAUAUGUACUGUUAAUUUAAAACUGAGAAGUAAUCAAAUAUGCUUUGAACUAGUGCUUAAUUUUGAUCUUGACAUGAUCUCUUUAUUGAAGUAAAUAGUUAUAUUAGAAGCUGAGAAAGAAAAAGACAGCAAUUUUGUAGGUGAGAUCAUGUUUCUUCGGUAGAUACAACUACUAAAAUGUUUUUUUUUUUUGCCAUUUGGC
Gossypium raimondii (Peruvian cotton) is the source of this 781-nucleotide messenger RNA. RefSeq names its product phytosulfokines 3. The transcript has 2 exons. NCBI's taxonomy places the organism in Eukaryota, Viridiplantae, Streptophyta, Magnoliopsida, Malvales, Malvaceae. The record is from RefSeq and is a predicted model, not a curated record. Bases 308 to 562 code for a protein of 84 amino acids. Gene Ontology annotation, biological process: cell population proliferation. Gene Ontology annotation, molecular function: growth factor activity. Gene Ontology annotation, cellular component: extracellular region.